CUGCGAGUGGCGAUGGGCAAUGUGCAUCGUUGUAGUCGUCGCUGUCGUUCGUCAAUCGUGGGUCGUCGGUCGCGACUCGCAAUAAUAUUAUUCGGUAUUCCUCCGCCGCCGGCCCGUUCAUUUUUCCCGCGUCGGCCGUUGUGCUCUGUUCUCCGCUCCGGUGUGCGCGUCUCUGGUCGGCAUUCUGCACCCUUUAAAAUAUACUGUCGAUCGUGACCGCCGUCAGAGGAUUAAUCAAGUGGUACAAUGGCUGAUUCUGAAGUAGAUAAAAAAUCAAGUUUAACUGAAGAUGAUCAAUUGCCAUGUUCAACAAGCUCACUAAGUCCUGUUAAUAAUAUAGAACAUAUGGAAGGUGUGGAACAUGAAUCUCCUGUACAACAGAAUAUAGAAGGUGUGGAACAUAAGUCUUCUACUCCUAGUAAUGAAAAAAAAAAAGAUUUUGAAAUUGGUGAUAUUGUUUGGGCUAAAAUUGGAAGACAUCCAUUUUGGCCCAGCAUGGUCUGUAUUGAUCCGGAAACCAAUGUGUACAUUAAAGGAUCACUUGAAAAUAAAAAACAAUUUUCAUUACACGUACGAUUUUGUAAUGAUCAUGGCAGAAGAAGUUGGGCCAAAACCGUAGAAAUGUAUUCUGGAAAAGAAGAGUUUCUUUCAAAAUAUCCCAAUGGUUUAGCGUUCAUAAAAAAUAGUAAGAAGCAAAUGGAAGUGUGGGAUGCAGCAGUGAAAGAAGCUGAUAAUUGGAUGAAAGUAAAUAAUAGAGAUGAAAGAAUGGUCAGAUUUUCAAGAAGAAACGGUUUGACUCGUUCCAAAAUAAGUGGUUUGGGUCCCAAAACUACAAAUACUUUCAAAACUCCAAAUGCUCCAACUCCAUCUAAAUCUGCUGAUAUUGCUUAUACACCUCAAGAAUUUUUAGAUAUGCAAAAGGCUCUUAGAACAUCAUGUCAACCAAGUACUAGUGGUUCUCAGGGGAUUAAAUGUGAGGCUAGUACUAGUGGUUCUAAUAUGCGUUCAUGUUAUGUCCAGUUAAAAGAUAUAAAAAAAAAAACUACGAGAAAACCUAAAGUAGAAGAAGAUGAGGACAAAGCUGUACCACUACCAAAAGUUGAACUACCUAUACCUGAACUAGCAAAACCAAAACCUGCCAAAAGAAAAUAUGUUGAUGUAAAAAAAAAAGAGUUAAGGGAAGCUUUAAAGAAAAAAAAGGCCAAGAGAGCAUUGCAAGUUAAAAAAUAUGGUUUCUCUUAUUCAUCAUCCGAAUAUGAAAGUACUGAUGAUGAAGCUGUACCAUUAGUACCUUUUAAUCCAAAUCGGAAGGUGUUGGAAUCAAUUAAAUAUGCAGUAGCGAAUUUAGAAUCUGAAGGAAUGCAAAGACAAAGGGAAAAAAGAAUUUUGAUUAAAGCUAUAAGGCUUGCUGAAAGAAGAAAAUCUAAGAAAAAUAAAGAGGAAGAGGAAGAGGAAGAACAAGAACAAUAACAAUAUUUUUUAAGUUUGUAAAGAAUAAUCAUAUUUGGUUAUAUUAAUAUAAUACAACUGUACAUAAAAGCAAAGAAAGAAUUAAAGGAAAACAUUAAUUUUUUUUUUUUUUAUUUUUAAGAGAAAUAAAAUACUAUUAAGUUUUACGGACAGUCAAUUUACUAUGUACAAUUAAAGGUGCUGCCUAAUAAAAAAAUAAACCUGUAGCCUAUAACCAAGCUUCUAUUAACUAUAUUUAUUUAAAACUGAAACAAAUAGUAAUAAUUUGAAUUUUACAAAAAUGUUAAUUAUACAUAUUAUAAUUUUUUUUACACAUUUAAAGAAUAAAUGAUUUUUUUACAGUAAUAAUUAAUUUAAGUUCUUAUUCAUUCUUGUUGUUUUGUAAAUAAGUUUAAUGAUUAUAAUAAAGGAAUAUAUCUCAUCUAGUA
Messenger RNA from Acyrthosiphon pisum (pea aphid), 1898 nucleotides. RefSeq lists its product as uncharacterized. Bases 247 to 1470 code for a protein of 407 amino acids. Lineage: Eukaryota; Metazoa; Arthropoda; Insecta; Hemiptera; Aphididae. The record is from RefSeq and is a predicted model, not a curated record. The transcript has 8 exons.